AUUUGUCAUUUUACUUUUCUUUUCGUCAAAAAUGUCAUGAAUUUGUUGUUGUUGACACUAGCUGAUAAGAGAGUAAAAUUAAAAAUAAUUUGUUCUGACUGGUUCAAAAAAUAGCGCAUUAAGUUAAAAUAUGAAUAUUUAUCUUAAAAAAUGCAUGCCACGAAAUCCGUACGGCACCGUGAUCUACCGCAUGAUCGGUUCUUCUGAGGUUGCAACAGCUUUGAGGCCCUUCUACUUCGCCGUUCAUCCGGAUCUGUUUGGACGCUAUCCGCAGGAACGGCAGGUCAACGAAGACUCACUCAAACUGCUGAGCGCACAUCUGGAAUCGUUGCUGAAUCAGCGACGGAUUCUUCACUCGACGCCCAAAAUACUCCCCUUUUACGUAAGGGCAUCCAAUCUGCCGGAGCAGCGUGGAACAUUCAAUUUGAUCAAGGUGCCACUGGAACACACUAUUGAUACGAAGCAAGUGCUCAAGAAAAUUCUAGAGGCAUGCAAUCUUUCGACAGAGUUUGUCGACAAAAUGCCUUCAUCCGCAUCUGGUGCUAGUUCUGGUCAAAGAUCAAAAACGGCGGAUUAUUUCUACCGCAAAAGAGCGGGAAAUGGUGCUGAUCAGGAAGAAUCUACGUUCGAAAGUGAAUUCGAUAUUUUCGAGUUCCGAGUUAAGAAAGCCAAAGAAAAUGAGUCUUUAGGCAAUUGGCUGCGCAAGCAAAUCAUUACGGCCAAUGUUCGCACUAGAGCCCUUCAGGAGACGAAGGACGAAGUGGCCAAGUUGAGAGAGUCGAUGACCCGUUCUUUGGGGGUUAAACAUAUUGAGUACGAUUGCGGUUGGAACGUGGAGCAUUUUCGAGGUUGCUUGAAAAGCUUAGAAAGACUGGUAGAGCUGCAUCCGCAGGCGGUUGAUGGUCUCAAAGACAGGGUUGUUGUGUUUGCUUCCUUUACUGGAGUGAGUCUCGAUGGGCACGUGAUGUUGUAUACUGGAGACGUGCAAAGGAAUUGGUUAGAUCUUCUGCUCAACAUUGAUAAACACGAUGCAUAUCUGCGAAAGCUUCCUGCGUACGAAUAUGCGCUAUCUCAGGUGCUACGCAAUAUUCGGAUAGGUCGUCGUAAAUUCAUGCCAAAAGCCCAGGCAAUGGCAUACGCAUCACACCUGCGUAAAAUAACGACCAGUUUACUGGAUUACCUGGGUAAAACAAAAUACCCAAAAAGCUGGCCAACUGAUUUGUCCAAAUUUGAAAUAGUCGUCGAAUCCGAAGCUGGUCCCUUGAUGGUUAGUCCCACCGGUCAACUGAUAGUGCCCGCAACGUGUCCUGGAACGAUUCUGAUCGAUUUUCUAACCAACCACAUGGACGAGGCGUACGAGAAGCAGCAAUCUUACAACCGCCAAAAGCACGUGGAGCGGGAUCUCCACUCGCAAUGCAUCAAGCAAUUCAGUCUACUUUCGCUAAGUAAAGACGACUCCGUGACUCCCGAUCGGAUGAUUGAGUGCCUGCAGAAGUUGAUCGCCACCCGUGGCUUAGAACUGAACGAUAUUAAUCUCAAUAUAACAACCUACUAUUCGGUCCUGAAUGACGGAACCGUGUGCAUACCAUGGGAUUGGAAGUAAAUGGGCAUAGCAGCGACACAGUCAAUUGGUUCUAUCAAAGCUUUAUAGGUUCUUUUCCUAGUUCUAAAAGAUUUUCAUAUAUAUCUUGCAUGUGACGAAGUCAGUAACAAUUAAAACUUAGAUAUUUUAAAUUGAAGACAAUAAAAUUGUGAAUAAAUUUCAAACAACA
Molecule: messenger RNA, 1772 nt
Organism: Aedes albopictus (Asian tiger mosquito)
Lineage: Eukaryota; Metazoa; Arthropoda; Insecta; Diptera; Culicidae
Product: T-cell activation inhibitor, mitochondrial
Exons: 3
Coding region: 131-1603 (490 amino acids)
Cellular component (GO): mitochondrion
Source: RefSeq, a predicted model, not a curated record